UGGCCCGACGGUGCAGCUCCGAUAAUAAUACGCUUCUGUGAUGGAGUGGCGUGAACAGUCCUGCGUCAGCUGCGACGAAGCCUACUUGGAGGCGCAGAGGUGGAUUGAGGCAGUAACCAAGAAAAAAUUUGGGAACAACGACUUCCGAUCAGCGCUGGAGAAUGGCGUUCUGCUGUGUGAUCUGAUCAACAAGAUCAAGCCUGGUAUUAUAAAGAGGGUUAACAGGCUGCCCACACCUAUUGCUGGCCUGGACAACCUUAACGUCUUCCUCAAGGCCUGCGGGAAGCUCGGACUAAAAGAAGCACAGCUCUUUCACCCCGGAGAUCUUCAGGAUUUAUCCACAAGAGUUACAGUCAAGCAUCAAGAGACCAACAGGAGGCUGAAAAAUGUAUUGAUCACCAUUUACUGGCUUGGCAGAAGAGCUCAGUGUGACCGUUUCUAUGAUGGGCCUUACCUGAACUUCAAGGCAUUUGAGGGAUUAUUGGGCACAGCGCUAUACAAGGCUCUGCAGGAGUCGUCCGGUCAGAAAGACGACAACGUCAGAGACAGCGGUUUUGGAGACAGCUGGUACUCGGAGAGAGAGGAGCUCUACCAACUGAGAGGAGGAGUUGGAGGAGGCAGCGGCGGCGGACACAGGAGAGACGACUCCCUGGACAGUUUGGACUCUUUGGGUUCCCGACCUCACAGCAUCUCCUCUGACACCACUCUGAAAGGCAGCAGCGAGGGUUGUUGCAGUGACACUGAGGCAGACUCUGUCUUCAGGAUGGCUGAGAACAAGGACGGUCUCAGUUACCGCCGCUCGGUGGUCAUCACACCCAAGGCCAGCACCCAGUUUAACCAGUUUCUGCCCACUAAAGACAAACCCUCAGGCUACGUGCCUGCUCCACUAAGGAAGAAACGGGCCGAACGCAAUGAGGACAACCGGCGCAGCUGGGCCAACCCCACAUACACAGAGGACGAAGGCACACUCACCAGACAGCGCCAAAUUGAAGAGAGUAUUGACGGGAGUAAAUCAACAAGUGAUAUCCAGGUCGACCCCACCGUCGUCCGUCAGGCUCGCUACGAAGAGCUCCAGAAGUACCGCGAGCAGAUAAAGGACAGUGAUGAUAAGUGGCAGGAUGACCUGAGCAAAUGGAAGAGCCGGCGCCGGAGCGUCAACUCUGACAUUGUGAAGAAGAAAGAGGAGCGGGAGAAGAUAGAGCAGAUUACCUACGGCGGUAACAGAAGGUCCAGGACCUUCAAGGAUGUGCAAGAGGAUAGAGAAACUAAAGGAAGAAGCAGCAUUGGCAGUCGUCUGGGAUCUCUCUCUUACCUGGACGACAACGAGGACGUAUUUGAUAGACCCGUCAUUGCCCCUCGUACCCGAACCCUUCCUGCCAGGAGCUACACUGUUGACACUCCUUGCUUUUCGUCUGAACCCUCUGAGCCUUCUCUGAAAGAGAACGAACCCCCCGCCGCUUCCCCGGCUACUGGCAGGGCCGCUUCCCCUCCCGCUUCACGGGAAGUUGACAGUGUGGACAGUCUCGCAGGCAGCGACACCACGACCACCGUCACUCGCAGCUCUCUCCGCAGCUCCCAGCCUCCGGCAGCUGCACCUUCACAGAGGAGUCCGGUCUCAGAGUACACCACAACAGCCAAGACAGAGGAGACCGCAACCAUCGUCUCCGCUUCCAGCACCCGACAAAAGGUGCCAGAGCCAAGGCGCCCAUUGUCGGGCGCACGGACUGAGGCGGAGGCCCCCUCCUCUGGUUUUCUGCACAAACAACAACCACAGCUCAACUCGAUGGAAGCCAAGCCUCCCGGGGUGUCUCGGGUUUCCGCCUCCCUCCCCAGGAGCUACCAGAGAUCGGAUAGCGCACGUCUAACCUCAGUUGUCGCACCAAGGCCCUUCGGGACCCAGCCCUCCCGCAUCACCUCACUUCCCCGGGUCAUUUCAAUGGACGACUCUCACAAGCGUGUCAACGGCGAGGUCGACGUUUCUAAGAAGACAUCAGUGCCGAGCCGCUAUCGCCAGUUCGUGACCUCUGAGGACGAUGCUGACUCCAGCUCGGCCCACAGCAGUGAAGAUGAGGAGGAGGAGGAGGAGGAGUCGCUGCCGCAAAAGACAGCCGGGAAGAGCGCCACCUCCGCUCAGAGCGUCUCACCUGCCCCUCUUCCGGUCAAGAGUGAACCUCCAGUCAGUCCUGCUCCAGCCAAAGAAACCAGCCAGGAGAACUACUGUGAGAUGCGGAUCAACCUGAACCAGAAGCCCAACAGCAGCAGAGACUUUGGCUUCCGGGCAGCCUGGGACUCAACUGGAGCUCGCGUCACGACCAUCCAGCCAGGCAGCCCCGCUGAGAUGUGCCAGCUCCAGGCCGGAGACGAGGUGCUGACAGUGAACGGGCACCAGGUGGCAGAAAUGAGCUACACAGACUGGAAGUCCUGCUUGGAGGAGGCUCUACAGGAGGGCAGCCUGGUCAUGGAUGUUCGCCGUCAUGGCAAGAACAACUGGGACAGAGAUCAACCUUCCCUGCCAUUUAAAAGCCAUAAGACCAUCAAUCUGACCAGUACAGAUCAUCCGAUACUUCUAGGUUCAUCUGACCCAAACACUGCAAAAUCCAGUCUGGAUUUCACCUCACACAUUUCCAAGGAAGCGCUGACAUCCAAAGAGGCCCCCGCCAAGCCAGUCAUUGAUGUGGCUUCAAACGGAGUUAAUGGAAGUUUCCGUGAGGCGUCGGUGACCAUGAGGAACAAAGAGUCAGAACCCCUAUCUUUGAAAAACUUAAAACGGAGGUCAGAGUUUUUUGAACAAGGCGGCUCAGGGUCCAGUGUCAGUGCGCUGGUCUACCUCUGUGGAGGAUCAGAGCCUGCAAUGCCAGAUAUACCUGUUCCUUCAAUCACUCCCUCCUCCAGCCGCUGGUCUUGGGACCCAGAGGAGGAGCGCAGAAGACAAGAAAAGUGGCAGAAGGAACAGGAGCGCCUCCUACAGGAGAAAUAUAAGCGUGACCAGGAGAAACUGCAGGAGGAGUGGCUGAAGGCUCAGCAGGAGAUUGCCAAGAACGUGGUCCCACAGCAGCCUGGGAGCCUGGAGGUGAACAGCCACAUCAUCAGCCCACAAUUGCCCCUCUUUCCAUUCAACCAGCCCACUUCUACUCUGUGGGAAGAAGAAGAGAGAGAGAGAAAGAGGAAGGAGGAGCAGGAGCGCCAGAGGCAGGCGGAGGAGAAGAGGAGGAGGGAGGAGGAGGAGCGAGAGUUGCAGCGUCUCCAGGAGGAGAGGAAGAGGAAAGAAAGGCAGGAGGAGGAAGAGAGGAAGAGGAGGGAGGAGGAAGAGCUGAAAUGGCAGAGGAGGAGAGAGGAGGAGAGGGAGGAGGAGAGGAGGCAGCAGGAGGCUGCAGAGCAGCAGCGCAGAGAGCGGGAGAGAGCCCUGGAGCUGCAGCGGCAGCAGCGCCAGUGGGCUGGUAGCUCCCAUGGCUUUGCCAAUGUCCAGCCUCCACUGUCCUUUACAGACAGGGCAAAAUCCAAAUCAUCUCCCCAGCUUGAUGAAGAAGAAAAGCCUCAGAAGAAAGUGACGGGCGGUGGAGUGGGUCAGCAGUCCCUGUCGCAUGCUGAGCAGGAGAGGCAGCAGAUCCUGAACGAGAUGAAGAAGAAAACUCCACUCCUGACGGACAGCAGCUGGAUUCGCCAGCGUUCCUCCAACACCGCCACCAGCCAGGAGAGUGACAUACCAUCCAUGCGCCGAGGCGAGUCUCUUGACAACUUGGAUGCCUCCUACAACUCCUGGCGCUCAUCAUGGACACCCAAAAGCAACUCUUAUGUCCAAAACUACACCCGGCCUCACUCAGCCCUCUCCGGCAGCACUUCCUUUUACAGUGGCGGGUCUGCGGCCCAGCGGCCUGCUUCCUCCACUCUGCCCUCCUCCUACUCCAUGAGCUCCCUCCGUGGCGGGGCGGGAACUCCCUCGGCCCCCUGGUCCCGGCAGACACCUUCCCCGUCACUCUCCUCUCCAUCACCCACCACCUCUCCAGAGCCAACGUCUGAGGCUGGUGGCCCUCAGCAGCAGAGCAGGUCAGUGAGUGGCAAGAAAAUCUGUACGUUCUGUGACACCCCGCUGGGAAAGGGAGCGGCCAUGAUCAUCGAGUCCCUUGGGCUCUGUUAUCAUUUGGGCUGUUUUAAGUGUAUUGACUGUAAGUCUGACCUCGGAGGAACGGAAGCAGGGGCUGAAGUCAGAAUACGAAACAAACAGCUCUUCUGUAACUCCUGCUACAUGCGAUUCAAAACUGGCCAGCCAACCGCUAUGUGAUGUGGCUGUACUCCAGCAGAUUGAUGAAGAGACUACUUGUGACAACAACCCAUGAACAUUGAAAGUGAACAGUGAAGCCAUGGGCAGAUAGCUGGGAGAACUUGGCUCGGACGUAGUUCCAUUUAUGACACUAGAAAACCCAGUUUGACUCAUUGAUGAGAAUUAUGUUUGUGUUUUUACAGUGUGUGAUUGAGAGGGUAAGCUUGCAAAGAAGUUAUCUAGUUUAAUGUGUUUAUAUCGUAUUAAGUAUUACAGCUGUAUAAAGAGUAAGGGUUCUGCAUGCACCAGAGAUUUUAAGUGUUUUAGCCAUGAAACUAGUCAAGCAGUAAACUGACUAUAAGAUUACAGAGGCAGAGCUUUCUUAUGACCUUCACUGAGACAGAUUUUAGAGAUACUGAGGGAGAACUCUGCAGGAUCUUCUCCUCAUUUUCAUGCUUGUUUUUCUGCUGAAUCUUGUGGUGUUAACAUGUUUGUUGACCAAGGUGUUCUUGUCAAGCGUAUGUGCCUUUUCAUUUGUAACAGGGAGAAGUAAUUAUUAGAGUUCUUUCAAAAUAUAUUUAAAAAUAAAGAUCUGUCUGCUUGGAUAGCACUUGUCUGGAGUUAUCACUGAUAGAUGGAGGAUUGUACACAGAAGCAGGUUCCCAUGUGGAGAAUAUAUAUCCUACUGAAUGGUAUUGAGGAAAACAGCAACAUUUGUAAAUAA
Messenger RNA from Seriola dumerili (greater amberjack), 4982 nucleotides. RefSeq names its product LIM domain 7 (gene lmo7). The record is from RefSeq and is a predicted model, not a curated record. NCBI's taxonomy places the organism in Eukaryota, Metazoa, Chordata, Actinopteri, Carangiformes, Carangidae. The coding region runs from base 41 to 4279 and encodes 1412 amino acids. Gene Ontology annotation, molecular function: protein binding. Gene Ontology annotation, biological process: regulation of signaling; regulation of cell adhesion. The transcript is spliced from 30 exons.